AUGGAGCAUUCGGCCAUUCCCGAAGAACAUCUCCCAGCAGAUUUGAACCAGAUAGAACGAAAUGUCUCUAGUCAGAUGGAGAGAGACAGGCCUUUACAACACCAGAUCGUCGGUUUUGAAGGGCCAGCCGAUCCUCUUCAUCCACACAACUGGAGCCUUGCCCGACGGGUCUGGGUUACCUUCACAUUGGCGCUCUUCAACCUGAUCGUCACCAUCUCCAGCAGUAUCUUCGGCACUGCCCAGAAUGAAGUCUCCAAAGAAUUCAAUGUUAGCCGUGAGCUGACAGUCCUUGGAACGUCUUUGUUUCUGGUGGGUUAUAUUAUAGGUCCUUUGAUCUUUGGCCCUGUCUCGGAAAGGUUCGGUCGUAAAUAUCCGCUAAUCGCAGGCGUCGCUCUAUCCUCACUCUUUGGUCUAAUGCCGGCACUCGGUCAAAACCUUGCUACUAUAAUCAUCGGUCGUUUCUUUGCUGGCUUGUUUGGGGUCGCUCCAAUUGCUAUUCUUGGGGGUGUGAUUACCGAUUGUUGGAAUCCUGUUCAUCGUGGUGUUGCGCUUGCUUUCUGCAUCUGCCUGGUAUUCUCUGGACCUACGUUCGGCCCAGUUAUUGGGGGCUUUAUUGUGGCGAGUUCGCUGGGCUGGAGAUGGACAAUGUGGGUUGUUGUUAUUGUCGGGCUCGCAACGUCGCUGCUUUCGCUGAUCACAUAUCCGGAGACCUAUGGCCCGAGAGUACUUCAGGUUAAAGCGAGGCGAAUGCGUAAAAAUACGGGCGAUCUGAGUAUCCAUGCACCGUUAGAUGUGGAAGAAACCUCCUUGAAGCACCUGGCUCAGACAUAUCUUAUCCGGCCUUGGGUUCUUUUCUUCAACGAGCCUAUCCUCAUCCUUCUCACAAUCUACCAGUCAUUCAUAUACGGACUCAUGUACCUCUUCUAUCAGUCUUACCCAAUUACCUUUGGAGAAGUCCGAGGCUGGAACCCCCAACUGUCCACACUCCCUCUCCUCGGUAUCAUCAUUGGGGUAUUGAUAGGCACUGUGGUGGUAGUAAUCUACACACAGACAUACUUUAGAUGGAAAGUCGAGGCAAACAAUGGACACUUCGAGCCCGAGGAUCGUCUCCCACUCAUGAUUUUCGGCGGACUUCUUGUUCCUGCCGGUCUUUUUUGGUAUGGCUGGACAUCUGAUCCCGCAAUCGCAUGGCCAAGCGAGGUUUCUACCGGAAUACUGAUAGGCUGGGGCAUGUAUACCAUCUUUAUCCAGUGCUUCACCUAUAUUAUCGACUGUUACACGGGCAUUUCGAACAGCGCGAUGGCCGCCAACGGGGCCGUUCGGAGUAUCUUCGGCGCUGUCUUCCCUUUGUUUGCUACUUAUCUGUACCACGGACUCGGUACAGACUGGGCCACGAGCUUGAUUGCUUUCCUCAGCUUGGCCAUGACUCCUGUACCAGCAGUUUUCUAUUACUAUGGCGCUCGCAUUCGAGCACGAUCGAAGAUGGUAUAG
Molecule: messenger RNA, 1491 nt
Organism: Talaromyces rugulosus
Lineage: Eukaryota; Fungi; Ascomycota; Eurotiomycetes; Eurotiales; Trichocomaceae
Exons: 3
Coding region: 1-1491 (496 amino acids)
Biological process (GO): transmembrane transport
Molecular function (GO): transmembrane transporter activity
Source: RefSeq, a predicted model, not a curated record